Mugil cephalus (flathead mullet) is the source of this 8191-nucleotide messenger RNA. RefSeq names its product dynein axonemal assembly factor 9 (gene dnaaf9). The coding region runs from base 127 to 3579 and encodes 1150 amino acids. The transcript has 37 exons. NCBI's taxonomy places the organism in Eukaryota, Metazoa, Chordata, Actinopteri, Mugiliformes, Mugilidae. The record is from RefSeq and is a predicted model, not a curated record.
UCCGUUGCUACGCUAUCUUGUGUAGACAUUCUCUAGGGUGAUGGAGAAGAAAAUGUAGUUUCUCGGCCUCGAACGAAAAAAAAAAAAAGAUAACGCCGUUUGAUUUACACCGUGAUAAUAGCUACGAUGGCCGGUAUAAGGAGAGUGAACGGGAAGUUAUCUGGUAUCAACACAGCUGUCAGCUGCUGUCGCCUGCGUCAAGUUCAAGCUCUGCUGUGCGAGGGUGGUACUGCCACCCCUGAUGGCAUCCUGUGCACUCUAGGAAUUGACAGCAGAUAUAAUGAAGGAUGCACUGAGCUGGCGAAAUACUUGUUUUAUGGACUAUACGGACGAAAUCAGGUGAAUCUGGACAAUGUCCUUGAGGAGUUUCCCGAAGAAAUGCUGGAUGAUGUGAUCCUGCUGAUUAAGGCGGAGUGUGUUCACCUGUACUGCAACCCACUAAACUACAGUUACCUGUUGCCCUAUGUGUCACACUGGAGGAACCUGCAUCUCUACUGCAUGACCGAGGCAGAGUAUGAAGAUGAAGAAGCUGCGGAGGAGUUCAAAAUUUCCAGUUUUGUUACCAUGGUGCAGGAUUGCUGUCGUAUCGGGGUCCCUUACAGUUGUCAGGGACACACCCAACGGUUUGAUAUGUUUAUGGUGGAAAAGUGGCCCUUAAUCCAAGCGUUUGCCCUGGAGGGCAUCGGUGGAGGAAGCCUUUUUACCACAAAAUACAAGUUAAUGGACAUGAGUGAGAAGCUGUGGAAGGUUUACAACAGACUUGACCCUGUGUCCCUGGAUGGGCUCCUCUCAGAGGACGUGGUAAUCUUUGAGAAGCAGUGGAGUGGCUUUUUCUCCGGCAUGGACCUGGAGAGUCAUCUCUCCAUCUUGGAGCUGUCUGAAGCACAAGCAGGAGAGGCAUUUCGUACAUAUUACUCUCAUGGACUGAUCUCAAGCAACAUCACAGACAAAAGUACAAGUCGGCAGCCGUUCGUGUUGUUUGGGAAACAUUCCUCCUCGGAGGAACUGAAGAGUUAUUCUUUCAACUUUCCGUCAGAGAGUCAUCAGGUCCGCAGCACAGGGCCUCAGGGUUCUGCAGCCAGACACAUGCUUUUGCAGUGUGUGGCCCCCAAAGGACCUCUGGCCUGCUCCCGAACCUAUUUCUUUGGAACCACCCACACCCCGUACCUUGGAAACAAAAACACCCAACAAAAGAAAACAGAAGUCUUACUUUUGUCACAGAUUUAUUCAGCGGCUGUUGAAGCAGUCCUUUCAGGAAUCAAAUGCUUCUCCUCCACCACCAGCGCCACCAAGGCUAAGGAUGUGGCUGAGAACACCUUUCUGAUGGGGUUGGAUGCUUACAACUUAAGUCAGUACCGCAGCUCUCUCAGGUCUAAAUGUGAAUUCAGCAUUCAGGCUGUGAAUAACCAAGGAAUAAUAAUUCCGCUGACUGAUGAGGACAGCCGUUAUGUGAUAAAAACAGCUUCCCUGGUUGUCCACGACAUCCCAGAUCUGCAGAGGAACACAGGAGACCUGGGCUCUGUGGUCUUCUCUGAGUCCUUCUUGGAGUCCAGCAUCAACAUUCAACAGAGAGAUGGCUCUGUGUCCUCAGACAGCUGCUACACCAUCCUGACUACGACCGUGCCUCGCUACGCCUGCUGGCUGAUGGAGUCUGAUGUGAAGCAGUCUGAGCAAGCCCAACAUCUCACUAAGCAGAAAGAGGAUGAGACGUGUCUGGGAACUGUUCUGACGGACGCGGAUGCUGCAUACGUGUUCUCCAGCAGCCAGCUCUCCACACCUGAAGAAGGGAAAAUAACUUUCUUCUCGGAGGGAAUCCUGUUUGUCCAUUCUCAGUAUGGUAGCAUUACUCUGUCCAAGGAUCACAUCAGCAACAUCAAGUUCCAUCACCCGGAGUACAGCGCUGUGGCUUCUCUCUUUGUCGAGUACGACGCCAGCCUGAUGCCACACCUCCCGUUCCCUCUCCACAGCUCGGAUCAGUGUCUGGUCUUUGGCCUGCAGCCUAGGUCCAAGAGCCACAGGGCCUUCUAUUCCCAGGUGUUGUCCGUGUGGAAAAACUCUGAGUCUGGAAUAACUCUGCAUGUGUUGGAACCAGAGCACCUGACCUGGAGGCAGAAAAGCUUGCACACCAGGCUGCAGAAGCUUCACGACAGUCAGGAGCCACCAGUGGCCAAACGCAGAGGCAGCCUGAAGACUUCAUACUCCCAGCUGCCAGAGCAGGAAAUGUUUCUUCAGCACUUUGCCCUGAGUAGCAUUGGUCCGGAGCCCAUUCUGUACGACCACCUGGGGGUGCUCUUCCCCUCCGCAGAGCUGAGGAAACCAGGCCCCGGCCAUGCAGACAAGGUUGUCAUCACCAUCAUCACUGGACUUCCAGGAAGCCAUAAAGAGCAGCUUUGCAACUUCCUUGUCCAACUAAACAAGGGGUGUGAAAAGUGGGUGGUGUAUGAGCCUGGUGAGGACAGCUUUUCAGCCUCUCACCUCCAGCAGUAUUUGUCCAGCUUCCUAGAGAGCCAGAGAGGCACAAGAGGCAAACCGCGUCUGUUGGUGCUGUCACCUGGAUACACAGAUGUUCUGGAUGUGGUCCAGGCCGUUCUCUUCCACCCCGACCCGGUCGUCCAGGCGUGUUUCACCAUCGGCGCUGUCACGGCCUGUGUGAACCCCUUCGUCUCCUGCAUGGAGCAUAGGUUUGCUUUUCCUAAGCUGCUGGAGCAGUGCAGCCAAGGUGUUGUGAGUACAGUGGUGUUCACUGGGCUGACAGCAGAGAAGAAGCACCCUCUCAUGCAGCAUGUUCAGCAGUUGGUACGCUCUGCCAACCCCACCGCUGCCUUCGUACUGGCAGAGAGAGGAGCUGUCACCAGGAAUGAAGAUGUGACUCUGAUAUUGUCUGAGAGCAGCUUCAACGAGCCGCAGAUGCUGAGAGCACGUUACGUCCUCUACCCUGGAUGGUGCAAAGGGCGCUUCUUUUCUGGUUCCGGGACUCUGGUCCUCACCCAGCAGCGCGUGGCUUUCAGCCGGCCCCUGGAGAGGCCUCUAUUUGUCACCCGCUGUAGAGAAAUCAAGUCGUCACUGAAGCCGAGCCCGUUCCGUGGAAAUGUGUACAAUAUUUGGGGAAAAGUCAAGUUUUCCGACUCGGACCAACUGAUGGACGUGAGCUACAACGCGGUGAGUGGGAGCCUGAGUGUCCACCCGGAGCAAAGCCUUGACUCCGUGACCCCAGGCCCCAAGGAGACCAACACGCCCUGUUUCCUGGUCUUUGAUGGUGUUGGCCUCCGUGAGGACGGACUGAAGGACUGGCUCAGACUGUGUGCCAAGCCGAGACAGAUGAAGAAAGCAAAGAAGACUAAAAAUACCCUCUCAACACAAGAAAUCAAGAACAUACACGUGACCCGACACUUGGACCCACUGCCACCAGGCUACUUCUACACCGGCUAUCAAUACGUUGACAUCUUUGGGGAGAAAAGGAGCUUCCAUCCCAACAUGGACGAGUUUAUCAAAGAGUACAUCGCCGAGGCCAACAAAGAGAUCGACCGAUUCAACUGUCAGCUGGAGCUGCAGGGCCAGCCCGACCUGUUUGAUCCGUGAUGGAGUGCGCGUGUACGUUCACUCCAUCUGUCUUGUUGAGGUUUUUAAGGGGAGCACCGUGGGAGGGACGGGGGGGGGGGGUUAUGUACCGAACACAUCACUAGAGUGGUCAAUGUGUGUUCACACCGCAUGAAUAUUCAGAAACUGCAGCUGCUAGAAGCCCACUUCCAUUCAUCUGUUACUGUGUGACUUUCCCUGUGUGGCAGCAUAAACCCAUCAAGAAGGGUUAAGUCAUAGUGUGGCUGUUUGCCGUACGUGUUGCCUCACUAUUUACUGAACGGCUGAGACGGGGGAACGUCGUUAUGAAAUGGAAGCGUCAAGUUGAUGCGGUCACUCACGUUAAUUCAGAUUAAGGCACGUCUGACAGGGACUCGCUGACAACUGCAGACAAAUCUGAAACGUAGCGUCACUCAAGAGUCCAAUUAUUAUUAUUAUUACUUUUUCAGCGUGAUUACGCCACGAAUCCUGCGAGACUUUCACAAUUGAAGGGAAUUUCCAAACCGCGCACUCUCCUGCAGCUCGUGUGUGUGUGUGUGUGUGUUUCUGUUUAUCACAGUUGGCAAAUUAAUGCCUCUAUUUCUGGGUCGCCGUGUGAUUCUGGUGGGCUCCCCGGUGGGGUUUCUCAAGAGUCGCUCCUCCUCUGUUGUCACCCAAUCCACGGUCCACCUGUUGGCCGGUCCGCAGGCCGCGCUGCAGCCGAGCGAGCGCUCGGCCAUAGAGCUGUAAACAUUAGACAGCCCGCUGGCCGCAAGACAGCUGAUGAAUGAGGCCAUUAAUCACGUAGCCAUACGCCACCCCGCUGCUUUAUUUUAAGACUCCUGAAGUGAAUCUCGUGAAAGUGCAAUAAAACUGAUCUGUCCCCGUUGCGCAACAGCUGUCGCGUUGAAACACGUCGAGCCGCUCCGAGCUUCGAUCUUCCACGUCCCUCAGAAAACGUUUCCUCAGAGCAGCGCGUUCUGCCCGUUUCACUGCUGCUGCUUAAUAGUAGAUGGAUGGAGGAAGUGCAGCCAGGUGUGGAUCACACAUUGCACCAUUUCUUGUUGCUUUUCUCAUAAGUGUGAACAUUCCCAUAAUCUUUUGUGUCGUUACAUUUGGGUUGGAUUCGGGGGGGAAAAAGGGAAGCUUCAUCCAGUUUAUUGUUUUUGGGGUAAUUUAGAUUGAACAUGAUCGGAGUCGGUGGUAAAAAAGGUAUCAGGCUUUGUAUCAGUGGUGUGACGUUGCAGAGACUUAUCGUCCUGUUUUUAAUGAGUAAUUAAUGCUGCUGUUUUCUCUGCGAUGCUGUGACACACUAACGUCCUUAUGCAUGUCUUCCUCUCACCAGGGCUCCUACACAGGUUUUCAAAUUUGAGGAUGUGUGAGAAAAAAUAAUUUGACGAGAAGCAUAAAGAUUCUCUCGUGCUGCCGUUUGUGCAUCUGCAUAUUUAGGUAGAGUAAACCCUACUUAAGUUAUAAAAACGCUACAAAAGCUUGAAAGAAAUGUUUAAUGUGUAGGAGCCCUGUCACAGUAUAGAUGGGAUGGCUUUCAUUCGUUAUGGGGUCAGCAGUGUAACAUGCGAUCUGAACAACGUACGGGUCAAUUGGUCGCAGCCAAUGACGAGUACUUUUACUGUCAGAUGAUACGGGAAUGAGGUUUCUGCUCAGGUUAAAGCUCAUAACCUGAUUCACAGCAGAGUUCGUGCGUGAGGUGGAAACUUUCUGAUGCAAGAAACGUAUCUAAAAAAGUGGGUGACCUCAGCCCGAAAUAAACCGUCAGAUUUUCCACGUCAGUCUGACGCCGCCGUCAGCCGCCGCCAGUGAAAUUGAAAGAAUUCAUAAUUCUUCCACUCGCCCGCACAAACGGAGCGAUUGCAUUUAUAGCGAGCUAUUUUCCUCCAGGUGACCUCUCUUGUCCGUCUGCGGAGAUUCAAAUAAUUCUGAGCCUGAACUCGGCCCCGACGCUGCUGGCCUCAUCCGUCCACUUUAAUCUGAGCGAGCCGCGCCGCCUUCUGCUAGGUGUGCCGCCGUCUCCUAGACAAAUCAUAGAUAGUACGAAAUAGCACAAAACAUAGCGGCGCGGUUCGCCUCCUAACCUUUAUUACCCAGGCAUGUUCCACAUAGCCAGCAAACGAGAGGAGGAGCUCAUCCUGUUGCCUCCUCUCUUACUGUCCUUCUCUUUUUACUCUUAAAAAUAAGUGCAAUUGUUCCUUGUGUAUUUUUAUAUAUCCUACUUGCGGUACCCUCAAAUAGCUCUUUAAGGACAAAGCCGGGGAAACAAAUGAGCUGCUAAAUUCUCAGUAUCUCACAGCUUGUAUUCUGCGGUCUGCCGGAUCCCUGCUUUGAGUGCUUGUCGCUCACAUAACAAGUCAAGGGUUUGAUGCGAAAUUAAAUGCCGAAAAAAAAUAAAAAAAUAAAAUAAAUGAAACGAUUACGUCCGCUUACAAACACCCGGUGUUUAAGAAAAAACAACAAAAAAAAAAAAGGAAAAUAGAUUAUAGUGGGCUUUUAAAAAAAUAAUAUUAUAUAUAACUUAAAUCCUUCGCUGACAAAAUAGCAACUCUCGUUUAAGCUGGAUCCUCUUUCCAGAGAUGCACUCUCUAAGCUGGAGCAACAGUUGCCGUCAUUCUUCGGUUACGUAAUCCUUCAGAGAGUUACCUAGAUUGACAGUGAAAUCGUCGGGAGGCAGAUGUAUGGGAAAGUUUCACGACUUUGACACCAGGCUGUCCAUCAAAGAGCGGAGCAACACAAACUCUUAAUUGGCCCCGAGUUGAAAAAGGGAGUCCUUAAAGAGUCGAGGGUUACGCAACAUGUUUGUGAGGUUUAAAUCAAAUUACCACUAACAGAUAUAGACGCAUAUACACGACUCUACUACUAAGUCUGUCUACACUAUUCUGCAUGUGUUGAGAUGUCAAGUGAAUAUGACGCCGCAUAUAAACUGACAGAAUUGCCUUUCACCAAACUGGUACAGCAAAGAAAAAAAAAACAAAAAACGUAUUUUACGUGUCUGCUAAGAAUUUGAAUUACCUCAAGACAACAGAUAGUAUUUUUAUAAAACUGUGAAUUGAGCGUUCAAGAUGAAACAAAAAAAGUUUCCUUUUCGCACAAGCUUCAAAAAUAAAAAAGCAGAUGCAACUUUUUUUUUUCUAGCGGAAAAAAAACUUGAGAAUCUGAUCCGAGACAUCAGGUUACUCUGAUCCAGCAGUGCCUUGGCUACAGCUAAGAAAAGCAGAGGUUUAAAGCUGCAUUCAGAGCUCCAUCCUUCUCCUCCGCGACUGGACUGGGGGGAGGAGGAGGAGGAGGGAGGAGGAGGAGGAGGAGGAGGUGUUGUCAGGCGAGGAUCCGUCCUUCAACAGUGUUGGUGAAAGGAAUCGUUCUUUAAAGCAAUGUGUUUUUAUUGAGCCAGAGGGUAGAGUAGACCGGGUCACACACAGGAGGCCGCUGGUGGGCUCAGGAUAAUUCAGGUAUUCUUACAAACUGACCAAAAAGAUGCAAGGGGAAGGGGGGGGGGCGGGUGUAGGGCUGGGUGCCAUGGAAAGGCCGCUCUUAAAUGCAUUUAGUAAUUUAUGUUACAAGAAGAAGAAAAGCUUCAUUUUUUUUUUCAAAUAUUUAUUUUUUUAAAUCAUUCCCAGCAGCACUAGUGAGGAUAUGAAACCUUUAAAGUUUUAUAUCAGGAGAACCAACCACCAUCCACCCCCCCGGACCCGCCUGCUAAACGAGUAGGAUUGAGUUUGUGACUAAAGUUGGGUGACUCCUACUUAUUGCACAUGGGAGCCCCAGCGAGCCCCCCACAAGCCUCCCCGUGUGCCGGCUACGCAGCCCUCUGGCAGACUGAGCACUCCGGUGUCUUCAUCCCGUACGUGGAGGCUAGCCAUUCUGUAGCUGAAGUUAUAGGACAAAAACAAAGUUUGGUGUUAAUUGUUUUUCGGAGGGAAAUGUAGAAGUUCUUCUACCGCGAGGUUGUUUCUCCCCAACGGCCUUCGGUGGUGCUGAACGUGUGCACUUCCCCAAAAAAGUGGAUAUUUUUAUAGUAUUUUUGUGCUUAUUGGAGAAAAAAAACGCAAAAGAAAACAAAAAAUGCGGCUUGGAAUGACUGACCAAAUAUUUCUCUGGCCUCAGGGGGACUGUCCAUAGUAAUUGUUGUGUCCUAUCAAGGUGGAAAGGGAAUCUCGUCACUGAAGAAUUCGCUCAGGUGUUGUUAUUUGUUCCUGCACCUGAGAUUGCACAGAAAAUUCAGAAGAAGUUGGAGGUAAAAUUGUGGUUAAUAUCUUGUCUGAAAAAAAAAGAAAAAGAAAAAAGAGCAGCUUAGAUUCAAAUUGCGUUUGAUGUCUUGAUGGCUGAAUUAGAUCCAUGAAAAAAAAAAAGCAAAGGGCUCGUUUCUUCCUCCCUUAUCUACAGGCCGUCCAAAGCAAAAAGAAAUCUCACUUCUAAAGUCUUUAUAUAGUGACGAGACUUAAAACUUAAAAUGUGCCAAGCUACAUUUCUUCUGAGGAUGUUCACAGAAAGUGAGCAAGACCCACACUUGCAUUUGCACAAAAAAACUACUGUAACUUGUGUUUUUUUCCUGUGACUGAUGCUUUUUAUAAAACUAAUUGUUGUAUUUAUUGCACCACAUAAUACAUUAAAUAUUUAUAUGGUU